This is a messenger RNA of Tupaia belangeri chinensis (Chinese tree shrew), 1937 nucleotides long. It is a transcript of the gene EMC3, whose product is annotated as ER membrane protein complex subunit 3. The transcript is spliced from 8 exons. The record is from RefSeq and is a predicted model, not a curated record. Gene Ontology annotation, biological process: protein folding in endoplasmic reticulum. The coding region runs from base 168 to 953 and encodes 261 amino acids. NCBI's taxonomy places the organism in Eukaryota, Metazoa, Chordata, Mammalia, Scandentia, Tupaiidae. Gene Ontology annotation, cellular component: membrane; EMC complex.
CGGGAGGCCCAGCGGAGACAGUGCGGGAGGAUCCCGGCUGCUGCGGAGUCCCGGGUCAGCCGGGCUCAGCGGCGUAAGAAAUCCCAGAGGCUAACUCCAAGAGGCGCCCCCGCACCUAGUGGAAGACGAUCGGGCUCCCCUCGGCCGGGAGCCGCCGUUCAGUGAAGAUGGCGGGGCCGGAGCUACUGCUCGACUCCAACAUCCGCCUCUGGGUGGUCCUGCCCAUCGUUAUCAUCACUUUCUUCGUGGGUAUGAUCCGCCACUACGUGUCCAUCCUGCUGCAGAGCGACAAGAAACUCACCCAGGAACAGGUGUCUGACAGUCAAGUCCUGAUUCGAAGCAGAGUCCUCAGGGAAAAUGGAAAAUACAUUCCCAAACAGUCUUUCUUGACACGAAAAUACUACUUCAACAACCCAGAAGAUGGAUUUUUCAAAAAAACUAAAAGGAAGGUAGUGCCACCUUCACCUAUGACUGAUCCCACCAUGCUCACAGACAUGAUGAAAGGGAACGUAACAAACGUCCUUCCUAUGAUUCUCAUUGGUGGAUGGAUCAACAUGACGUUUUCAGGCUUUGUCACAACCAAGGUCCCAUUUCCACUGACCCUCCGUUUUAAGCCUAUGCUGCAGCAGGGAAUUGAACUGCUAACAUUAGAUGCAUCUUGGGUGAGUUCCGCAUCCUGGUACUUCCUCAAUGUGUUUGGGCUUCGCAGCAUUUACUCUCUGAUUUUGGGCCAAGACAAUGCCGCCGAUCAGUCACGAAUGAUGCAGGAGCAGAUGACUGGAGCUGCCAUGGCCAUGCCUGCAGACACCAACAAAGCGUUCAAGACAGAGUGGGAAGCUUUGGAGCUGACAGAUCACCAGUGGGCACUGGACGAUGUCGAAGAGGAGCUCAUGGCCAAAGACCUCCACUUUGAAGGCAUGUUCAAAAAGGAAUUACAGACCUCUAUUUUUUGAAGACCGAGCAGGGAUUCGCUGUGUCGGCAACGGAGUAGCGCUUGGCCUUGUAACUGUCGUUGGAGCUGGAGCCUCUGAAUAAAAAGGAGGGGCAGGAGCUGGCGGGUGUGUGCAGGCUUGUUCUUGUCUGAGCUGGAUCCCCUUUAAGUCUGAAACCAGAGCGAACAGGAGGAGUCUGCCGGUGACCUGCCAUUUAAAAAGUAUUCGGAAUCUUCCUUCUGGUGACUGGUAAGGCAGAGAAAGGGGAAACCCAAGUUAAUGAGAAUAUGUAAAACCGUAGCAAAAAUUCAGUCUUCGGGAGAAGCAUUGUCAAUUUUAACGAAUUACUAUGUUCCGUUCAGUCAGCCUGACUUCUAACCACCCUAAACACCCGUUUUCUAGGGAUCCAAGCACCAUGCAUUUCAUCUUUAAUCUUUUUGUUAGUGUUCUAAACUUUCUUUACAGAAGUAAUACAUUUUCACUACUGAAAAUUUAGAAACUACAGACGAGCACAAUGAAUCUCCCUGUUGUUUACGUGGAGCCUGCAGAGUGGCAGAGAGCGAAUGUGUCACAAGUAGUUAAAAAACUUGACAGAGUGAAUCCCCAGGCCGGGACAGACCUUCCGUCUCUCUUAAUCCUGUCCAGUGGAAAUGGGUGACUCUGAGGCACCAGCGGAUUCUCAGUGCCUUGGGGUCAUCACAGACAGGUUAAAUAACGCGAGGUCUUGACCUGGACGCCGUUGGCAGAUCGGCGGGGCUGCACCGUAAAGGCUGCUCUGUCCGACAGAAGACCUCAUUUUACAGUCACUCGGGACAGAAGGGAGAGAGGGCAGUUGCUGGCAGACACGUAGAUGAGGGUGCCAGGAAUAAUUCUGUGUGGAUUAUCCGUCCCGGAGACGUGGCAGGAGGCCGUUUGUACCAAGAAGUGGAUGUGAUUUGCAUGUUGAGCACUGUAAUCAAAAACAAACAGCUCCUGACUCUACAAAUAAAAAAACAUCCUGUUUUC